Drepanopeziza brunnea f. sp. 'multigermtubi' MB_m1 is the source of this 1785-nucleotide messenger RNA. RefSeq lists its product as uncharacterized. NCBI's taxonomy places the organism in Eukaryota, Fungi, Ascomycota, Leotiomycetes, Helotiales, Drepanopezizaceae. The record is from RefSeq and is a predicted model, not a curated record. Gene Ontology annotation, biological process: carotenoid biosynthetic process. Gene Ontology annotation, molecular function: oxidoreductase activity.
AUGGCUUCGUCCGACAGGAAGAAAACGGCCAUCGUCGUCGGCGCAGGAGUUGGCGGUAUAGCAACAGCAGCCCGCCUCGCCAAAGCCGGCUACUCCGUUACCGUGCUCGAGAAGAACAGCUUUACCGGCGGCCGUUGUUCCCUGAUCACCCAUGACGGGUACCGCUUCGACCAAGGGCCCUCCCUCCUCCUGCUCCCCAAGCUCUUCGCAGAGACCUUCCACGAUCUCUCGACCUCGCUCGAAGCCGAAGGUGUCGCGCUGCUGAAAUGCGAGCCCAACUACCGCAUGUGGUUUGGUGACGGCGCGAACUUUGAGCUCAGCAGCGACAUGGCGGUUAUGAAGCGCGAGAUUGAGAAGUGGGAGGGCAAGGCGGGCUUCGAGCGCUACCUGCAGUGGCUAGGGGAGGCGCAUAGGCAUUAUGAGAUUAGCGUGCGGGAGGUGCUGCAUAAGAACUUUACGAGUGUGUUUAAUUUGUUGCGGCCGAGUUUCUUGAGGCAUCUGGUGCAGUUGCAUCCGUUUGAGAGUAUCUAUUCCAGGGCCGCAAAGUACUUUUGGAGUGAGAGACUCAGGAGGGUGUUCACUUUUGGGAGCAUGUAUAUGGGGAUGAGCCCGUUUGAUGCGCCGGGCACCUAUAGCUUGCUGCAGUAUACGGAGCUGGCAGAGGGGAUCUGGUAUCCAGUCGGAGGCUUUCAUGCGGUGGUGCAGGCACUGGUGGGGAUUUGUGGGAGGUUAGGGGUCCAAAUGCGCCUGAAUACUCCUGUAAGAUGUGUUCUUACAACUGAGGAUGGGAAACGAACGACAGGCGUCGAGCUCGAGAGCGGAGAAAGGGUAGAGGCUGACUUGGUCGUUGUAAAUGCGGAUCUGGUAUACGCCUAUAACAACCUCUUCCCACACACAACAUCCAGCUCCAAAUCCUACGCUAAGAGCCUACAAAAGCGAGACGGCUCGUGCAGCUCCAUCUCCUUCUACUGGGCCCUCUCCCAAACCGUCCCUGAGCUCAACACGCACAACAUCUUCCUUGCAGACGAGUAUCGCGAGUCCUUCGACUCCAUAUUCGCCAGGCAGGGUAUCCCAGAUGACCCGUCCUUUUACGUCAACGUGCCCUCACGCAUCGAUCCAACAGCAGCACCUGAAGGCAAAGACGCCUUAGUGGUCCUCGUCCCCGUUGGCCACCUGCUCAACUCCGCUACAUCCACCUCUCAAGCCGAUUCCGGCCCAGGUCUCCUCCCGGAACAGGACUGGGACGCCAUCGUCUCGUCCGCCCGCCAAACCAUCAUCGGCACUAUCGAGCAACGCACCAACUGUGCGCCCCUCGCCCCAUUGAUCGUGCACGAGGAGCUCAAUACCCCUACGAGCUGGGAAGAGCGCUUCAACCUAGACAAAGGCUGUAUCCUAGGCCUCUCGCACAGCUUCUUCAAUGUCCUGGCUUUCAGACCGAAGAUCAAACACCCUAAGAUCGAGGGCGUGUACUUCGUCGGCGCGAGCACGCAUCCGGGUACUGGUGUCCCGAUCGUGCUUGCGGGUGCUAAGAUCACUACGGAAAUGAUCUUGAGUGAAAGAGGCGAGGGGAUCCCGUGGGCAGGCAAGGAGAGCCUGGUGAGAGAUGAGGGUGUGAGACAGGGAAAGGAGACUAGCGGGCUAGAUGUGUUGAAGAGGAGGGAGGGCGCGGUGUGGUUGAGCGACCUGGGGAUUUUCAGGCUUGCGGCUGCGGUUUUAUUUGUGACGAUCGUGUAUCUGAAUACCGGGCUGACGCUUAGCAAGGGGUGGGGGGUUGGGAAGGUCUAA